AUGGCUGACCCGCUGCUGACGUCCCUCUGUGGCAUCUGUCACAUGAGAGAACCCAAAUACAAGUGCCCCAAGUGCGGCGCAAAGACCUGUUCCUUGCCUUGCGUAAAGAAGCACAAGACGUGGUCCUCGUGCAGCGGCGAACGCGAUCCUACCGUUUUUAUCCCCGCCACCAAGCUGCGCACCGACGCCGGCAUCGAUCACGAUUACAACUUCCUCACCAAGAUCGAGCGCAAGGUCGAGCAGGUCGAGAAGGUCUUCACCGAAGAGCGAGGUAUCCUCCCACAACGUAACCAAGGGCCUCCGCCAAACAAACGGGCGCGGCUCCAGAACGGCCAGGGCAGAGGCGCGACCACCUUCAAGGAUACUUUGCGGCCAUGGGCAAGGAUGGCUCUUCCUCGGUUGAGGAAGCUCGAGAUCAACAUGAUGUACCAGCCUCAAGGCAUGAGUCGCGAGAGAGAAAACAAGACCAGCUACAGCUCGAGAACGAAGAAGAUCAAUUGGCAGGUCGAAUGGCUGAUCUUGGACGACCCCAAAGGCGACGAGAACCGUCCUACAAGGUUCCUCGGCAAGACCAUGGAGACUACGCCCCUAUACAUCGGCUUCGCAGAAUGCCAAGAGUACCAACGCCGGUAUCAUCUGAGCCAGGAAGAGAAGGACAAGGAGAAGAAGGAGGUCAAGGCACGGCGGCGCAUAGAACAACAGGAGGUCCGCAACUGCCAAAACCAGGACGGUCACCAGGUUGCUCAGCAUCCAGGGUCGUCCGAAUGGCGCGAAGCCCCCAAGAUCGCGCAGCACCCUGCCACCUCUUGCUGGAAUAGCGCGGCACCCGAGCGGAAACAGGAGCACAGAGAACAUGUCAGCUCCGCGGACAGGGACAAAUACAAGUUUUUCUUCGGGGUUGCCAACAUUCCAUCCAGAGAGGCCCCGAAACUCAUCCCUGUUGACCCCACGGAGACCCUAGAGUCUAUCCUGGCAGGCGCUGUUGUGGUGGAAUUCCCAACUAUUUACGCUCUGCCCACUGGCCUGGAGUUACCCGAGGGCUAUGCCGUCGAAAAGAGGCGUCAAAAGCAGAGCACCCAACAACCUGACAAGAACCCCAAAAAGCGAAAAGCCCAGGGUCUGGUUGCCCACGAAUCUGACGAGGAUGGUGAAGUUCGUGAGGACGGUGAGGGGGGAGAUGAAGAUCAGGAUGGUAGUGACGCAGGAUUCGAGUUUGACGAUAAUGGAAAACGUGCCGAAUUUUUAGAGGCGGCGGAAGAAGGUAGAAUCGACGAUGACACCACGAGUAGUUCGGGGUCCGACACAACAGACGGUGACUCGGACAUGGAAGUCGAUUAG
This is a messenger RNA of Neoarthrinium moseri, 1338 nucleotides long. RefSeq lists its product as uncharacterized. The transcript has a single exon. NCBI's taxonomy places the organism in Eukaryota, Fungi, Ascomycota, Sordariomycetes, Amphisphaeriales, Apiosporaceae. The record is from RefSeq and is a predicted model, not a curated record. Gene Ontology annotation, biological process: box C/D snoRNP assembly; maturation of LSU-rRNA from tricistronic rRNA transcript (SSU-rRNA, 5.8S rRNA, LSU-rRNA); snoRNA localization. Gene Ontology annotation, cellular component: nucleus; pre-snoRNP complex. Bases 1 to 1338 code for a protein of 445 amino acids.